Molecule: messenger RNA, 1866 nt
Organism: Leishmania major strain Friedlin
Lineage: Eukaryota; Euglenozoa; Kinetoplastea; Trypanosomatida; Trypanosomatidae
Product: putative sodium stibogluconate resistance protein
Exons: 1
Coding region: 1-1866 (621 amino acids)
Source: RefSeq, a predicted model, not a curated record
AUGGGCAACAGGCAGUCCUCGGUGCCCUUGGAGGGCGAAGGACACCCGGAGGUGUUUUACCGCGGCGUGAAGGCCGCGCAGGAAGGCCGCUUCACCGUGUCGGAAGUGUACUUUGUGCAGGCGCUGACACGGCACCCCGGGCGGCGCUUCUGGGACACGUUCACAAGGGCGGUGCUGCAGAAGGAGCGCAACGCUGGUUUUGAGGGCGGCGGCGCGUCGCUGCCGAAGGACGGUGUGCAGGAGGACGUCGGCGCAGGCCCGGCCGUUGACGGUCCGCUGGGCUCGUGCAACGAUGUGCAGCCGCAGCCCGUGCGUGGGGGUAGCGUGACGGACAAGGCGGACGAGCUGCCGGGCAGCGAUGACAGGGGCGAUGGCGGCGACUCUGCGGAGCAGACGGACGCAAGGACGAACGGUGCACAGCCCGUGUACGAUACCAAGGUAGUUGACGUCUUCCUGCCGCUUGACGGGGACCUGACUCAUAUCAUGGACUACUAUCGGUUGCUCGCUGAUAUUGGGCACACGUACCUACAGCUGAUCCCCUCCACAGCGCAUGUGGAGAAGGUCACCGGGCUCGCCGCGCGCUACUGCAUCUUCACCAUCACCCACACUCAGAUGCUGCUGCACUGCCUGAUGCUGUGGAAGGAGGCCAGGCUCGGCGACGGUGGCGGCUUUAUCGACUACGCAAAGGUGCGCAACCUGAAGAUCUGCUCGGGCGCCGCGGAGCACACCGCCCAGUCAAACGCUGAUGCGCACAGCUCCAAUGAAGGGAAGCAGAAGUGGCGCACGAUCGAUCGCACGGCGUCGCUGCUUUUCACUCUUCAGCUGCUGGAGGCGAACUGCCGCUACUACUGUCUUGUCUUUCUUGCCAACUACUGUGCUCUUUUGCUGCGGAGCUACAGCUGCCUGACGGAUCAGAGAAAGGUGAAUCGCGUUCACGCCAACGUUGUGGAGCACCUGGACAUGGUGAGCCGGCUGGUCUUGGACCUCGCGGGGGAGUACCCGAACGAGUACCUGAGUCGGCUGAUCAUGGCGAACCUGCCGAAGCCGUCGAACUUCGACCGCGAGUGUCUCAGCUCGAUGGGUGCCAGCUCCCACAUGGGUAGCCAGAAGAUUCUCUCCUUUGGCAACGAUCAGCACCGCCACCUGUACGCCUCCGGCUACCCGUGGUCACCUACGCAGUCUGCGCUGAUUCCGCUGAUCCUGGCUCGCACCGUUCGUCUGACUGUUCAGGAGAACGUGAGCCGGACUUCGCAGGCGCAGCUGCGCUCCCCCGCAGAGCGCCUGAGCUACCACUACACGACGUGGAACUUUGAUAGUGAACUUGUGAUCGUGCCCGGGUGCAGCCUGUACAUGCUGAAGAAGUCGCUGCCGGGGUUUGAGCCUGGAAAGAGCACUUUUGCGCACUAUGCCACCAUGGCGGAGCAUGAGGAGCUUCACGUGCCCAGAGCAGCUGCAGAUGUCCACUGGCAGAGGGGCAGCGCUGCUGUGCCUGUGCCCGAGGACGGCGGUGGCGCAGCGCCCGGCUCACACCGGAACCCCCGGAAAUCGGAGGACAGCGCUGAUGCUGAGAAGCGGGAGGCUCUUACGAAGAAGUGCGAGGAGAGGCUCAUCAAGAAACGGCGGCACAUCAACACGGACCUCCACCUCAGCGAUGAGCGUACGUGCGUCGCUCUUUGCUUGGAGGAGGCGUGCGCCACUGCUCUCCCCUCACUACUUCUCGCAUCUAUCCUACGCAAAAUGUCUGGUAUCCCUGAGAGCGCCGAGUUCAUAAAUAAUGUGACUGACCUUGUGAUGGGACUCUACGGCUCUGACUCGAGCGAGUGGCACAUUAUAGCAUCUAUCCUGCGCAAGCAUCUGGAGGGGUAA